This is a messenger RNA of Neospora caninum, 2133 nucleotides long. RefSeq names its product F14N23.23, related. Gene Ontology annotation, molecular function: nucleic acid binding; zinc ion binding. Gene Ontology annotation, cellular component: cytoplasm. The record is from RefSeq and is a predicted model, not a curated record. Lineage: Eukaryota; Apicomplexa; Conoidasida; Eucoccidiorida; Sarcocystidae. The transcript is spliced from 4 exons. The coding region runs from base 1 to 2133 and encodes 710 amino acids.
AUGGCGGGCGAUGGCGGUGCGCGGAAAGCCGUCUGCUACUACGAGUUGCUGCAAGUGGAUCGGACCAGUUCUCUGGACGAGAUCAAGAAGGCCUUUCGGCGCCAAGCGCUGAUUCACCACCCCGACAAAAAUGCUCACCGCGUCGAGGAAGCGACGCGCUUCUUCCAGCAACUCCAGGAAGCCUACGAGUGCCUAAGCGACCCGCAGGAGCGAGCGUGGUAUGACGCGCACCGAGAACAGAUUCUCGGGCGGGUGGGCGCCCCGGAAGAGGCCGCAGGUUCGUCGACAGGCACGUCGGUGAAUUUGUGGGCGUACUUCUCGUCCUGCUGCUACUCGAGUUUCGACGACAAGGACAGCGACAGUUUCUGGCGAGUCUACGGAGACGUUUUCGCGACGCUGGCGAAGGAAGAAGAAGCUGAGCUGCGCGCGAACGGGGCGGACGCUGCGACGCUCGAACGGGUGUCGGCGAUUCCUGCCUUCGGGUCCUCGACUUCGCCCUGGGCAGAAGUCUCGGCGUUCUACGCUUUCUGGUCCGCGUUUGCUUCGUGGAAAUCUUUCGCAUUCGCGGACGCGUGGAAACUUUCUGCGCAAGAUUCCCGGCCCCAACGCCGCUUCCUGCAGAAGGAAAACGAGAAGCUGCGCCGGGCGAAGAAAAAACAAUUCAACGAACUCGUGCAGAAGCUUGUCGCAACCGUCAAGAAGCACGACCCGCGAGUCCGACAGCGAUCGAAAGAGGUGAUUGAGGAGAAGAUGCGAGCGCGCGAAAGGCAAAAACAAGAAGAAGCGCGACAAAAAGCUCUGCUGGCUCAACAACGCCGAGAACAUCGAGAAGCGCAGGAAGCAUUGUGGGCGGAGCUCGAAGAAGAACGGAGGGAACGGAAACGACAGGGUUACGCCUUUGCAGGAGACAGUGAAGAAGAUGACGAAGACGAGGAAGACGAAGAAGCGGAAGAAGAUGAAGCGGAAGACGAAGAAGCGGAAGAAGAUGAAGCGGAAGACGAAGAAGCGGAAGAUGGUGACGCAGAAGGUGAUGACGCAGAAGGUGAGAAAGACUUUCUGCAGUGGUACGAGGAGCACCAGAGACGGCGCGGAGAGAGAGGAGGGGCUUCUGGGUCUGUUCCUCGUGAGUCUCAGAGUGGACAAGGCGAUAAGCUGAAGCCACGUGGAGGUGAAGGCGGGAAAAAGAAAGGUGGAGCGAAGGAGGCCGCCGUCGUCUACGCGUGCGAGGCAUGCAGGAAGACGUUUAAAUCUGAGCCUCAGUUCGAGGCGCACGAGCGCUCUGCGAAGCACCAGCAGCGCGUCAAGCAGCUGAGGCUCGAGGCACGGGACGCAGCGAGCGAGGAGGAGGCGCCGAACGGCGAAGCUGAGACGGAGACGCCCCUGCGCAAGAAAGGCAGACGAAGGAGGGCGAAGAAGCGCGCAGCCGAAGAGACAGAAGAGAGAGAUGAGAACGGAAACGACAGCGAAGAAGAAACGGAAGAAGAAACAGAGCAAGAUUGCGGAGGGAAGCGUGAGAGACAAGCGGGUCGGUCGAGUAGGACGGUGACCGCUUCCGACCGGAGCUCGGAUUCCGGGACGGAGAGCGAAAGCGACGCAGAGAGCGAAGACGAGAGUGAAGCGAUGCUUUUGCGAUUUGCCCAGUCGCGGGGCAAGGCUCUCGAGACGGCGAGCUCGUCUCCAGAGAGUUCCGAAGGCAGCUCGGACGAGGAGAGUGAGGACGAGUCUCGGGUUCCGAGUGUCUACGCGCCUUCGUCCGAGGACGGGGGCGGAGCGCGCGUCGACAGGCGAAGACGGGGAAAACGGGAGGCUUGUCUGGGAGUUCAGGAAGCGACAGAGGAGGAAGUGUUUGUGGUCACUGCCUCGGGCCCCAGCACACAUUCCUCACCUUCGCAGAGGAACGCGCCGGAAGUGCCGGGGCGUCGCGCCGCUCCCGGAGGGAGAGAGAAGAGAGGCGCGGGAGAGAACGGGAGCGAAGGCAAAAAGGGCGACGCAGAAUGGACGUGCCAGGUCUGCGGAGCCGUGUUUGAGACCCGAAACAAAAUGUUUCAACACAUCAAGGCGCAGGGACAUGCGGCGCUCAAGUUUGUCGAGGCAGGGAAGAGGAAGGAGCGCGGCCGGCAAUCCAGACGGUAA